CGUAGCCGGACGCAUCUACCGGCUGCCUGGCAUGGCUGGCACGGUGCAGAGCCGCGGGCUAGGGCACAGCCAGACAGCAGGGGGCGGACCGGGGCUAGGGGCUGGGCUGACUGCGGCGCUGGCGGGGCUGGCAGGGCUGGCCGUUGCAGCCUUCGGGCACGUGGAGCGAGCGGAGAUGGUGCCAAAGAGCACGGGGCCGCGGAGCCCCCAGUCGAGAAAGCCAGAGGAGGAUGACGAACUGGGCCGCCGCUGCAGCUGCUUCAUGGCCUUGCCUGUAACCGACCUGCCCGAGCUUCGGAGGAGGCCAGGCGACAUGAAGACCAAGAUGGAGCUGUUGAUCAUGGAGACGCAGGCCCAGGUGUGCCAGGCUCUGGCACAGGUAGACGGAGGCGCCAGCUUCUCUGUGGACCGGUGGGAGAGGAAGGAAGGAGGUGGUGGCAUAAGCUGUGUGCUUCAAGAUGGGCGUGUUUUUGAAAAGGCUGGAGUGAGCGUUUCUGUCGUUCAUGGAAAUCUUUCUGAGGAAGCAUCAAAACAGAUGAGAAGCAGAGGGAAAAUCCUGAAGACUAAAGAUGGUAAAUUGCCAUUUUCUGCUAUGGGUGUGAGCUCUGUUAUCCAUCCCAAGAAUCCUCAUGCUCCUACUAUCCAUUUCAACUACAGAUACUUUGAAAUAGAAGAAGCAGAUGGUAACAAGCAGUGGUGGUUUGGUGGUGGAUGUGACCUUACUCCAACAUACUUGAACCAAGAAGAUGCUGUCCAUUUUCACAGAACUCUAAAGCAGGCUUGUGACAAGCAUGGUCCAGAUCUGUACCCCAAAUUUAAAAAAUGGUGUGAUGAUUACUUCUUCAUAGUCCAUCGUGGAGAGCGGAGGGGCAUCGGUGGGAUCUUUUUUGACGAUCUUGACUCUCCAUCCGAGGAAGAGGUGUUCCGCUUUGUGCAGAGCUGUGCCCAGGCUGUAAUUCCUUCUUACAUUCCACUUGUGAAAAAGCAUUGUAAUGACUCAUUCACUCCCCAGGAGAAGCUGUGGCAGCAGCUCAGGAGAGGCCGGUAUGUGGAAUUUAAUCUGCUGUAUGAUCGAGGCACAAAGUUUGGUCUCUUCACUCCAGGAUCCAGGAUCGAAAGCAUCUUGAUGUCUUUACCACUAACUGCUCGGUGGGAGUACAUGCAUUCACCCUCAGAGAAUUCCAGAGAAGCUGAAAUUCUGGAAGUUCUGCGCCAUCCGAGGGAUUGGGUCCAUUGA
This is a messenger RNA of Orycteropus afer afer, 1237 nucleotides long. It is a transcript of the gene CPOX, whose product is annotated as coproporphyrinogen oxidase. Gene Ontology annotation, cellular component: mitochondrial intermembrane space; cytoplasm. Gene Ontology annotation, molecular function: coproporphyrinogen oxidase activity. Lineage: Eukaryota; Metazoa; Chordata; Mammalia; Tubulidentata; Orycteropodidae. The record is from RefSeq and is a predicted model, not a curated record.